UUCAUUCAAAAUAUUGUGCCUGUGAUAUUUCUAUAAAUAAAAUACUAAUCUUAUGAUUGUGAUUAAUUCGUGUCCGAAUACUUCUUUAACUUAACAAAAGCAUUCAAUAAUGUAAAUUAAGUUAAUAUAAUAUUUAUAUGAUAUUUAAUAUAUAAUUAUUCUUGUAUAAGGAAUGUAAAUCAAUAGCCUAUUUAAUGAAUUCUCAUGCCAAACAAAAAUAUUGUGAGAAAAAUAUCAGCCACAUCGUAAAAAUUGGACUGCCACAAGGCACAAAACUGGGCCCAGUGCAUUUUUAGAACUAUACAGAUAAGUGUGUGAAAUUAAACAGUGGACUUAUUAGUUAAGAAGGACUUUUAGUAUUAAGUGUAUCACAAUGUCGUAAAAUUUUAAUAUAUAAAAUGAAAAAUUCUUUUACUGAAAGUCAUGCAAAGAAUGUAGCAUUAUAAUGAAAAUACAUAAAAAAACAUUUUUCCUCUGGAAUUCAAUUAUUCCGAUAUACAGCGUCAAAUCAUAAUUUUUAACAUUGUUUUACAAUGCUUGCAAUGCAGUCAAAUCUAUGGUUACUUUACAUGAUUCAUUAUGCGACUACUUCGGGUACAAGAAGAAUAAAAGAUGGUGUGCCAGUAGAGACACCUAAAAGAUAUGUGGUAUAUUUAGUGAAAGCACCAUUGUCGAAGGUUCCAUACGACAGUUGGUUGUGUGGUGGUGCGAUUGUUAGCAGUGAAUUUGUAAUAACUUCAGCGGCUUGUGUCAACGAUGUAGACUAUAUGUAUGUCAUAUCAGGAUACAAUAAGUAUGUUCCCAAUACUGAACUCGAAUUGGACAAGUGUACUGCGUCGAAGAAGAAAAAGGUUAUAUAUACUUGUGUGCCUAAAGGUUACCAACUAAAGUACGGAGAGCUAGAUUACUGGUCACUUAUAGAUAUAGCUUUAGUCAGAGUAGAAUCACCUUUUGAUUUCAAUGAUGCUACGUAUGAAGAAUUAUGCUCUUACAAACCAACUCCCAUUGCCAUCAAUUACGAAGAAAAGUAUCAGGCACCUGGCACUGAUGCUCUUGUGCUGGGCUGGGGACAUUUAGAUAAAUAUCGAAAGAAAAAAGAUGAUGAAAAUCACAAUCAAGAGUUGCUGAAUUAUGCUCCAACGUUGUUACUCAAUAAGACGACUUGCAUAGAACAUUAUGAAGACUACACAAAUAUGAGUUAUGUUAUAGAAACAUAUAUGAUAUGUACUCUAGGCAAAGGCAAUAUUGAUGAUGGAGGCAAUACAAUCGUGACUAGUUUACCGAUAGCAAAUGGAUGCACUAGAGAACAGUCGAAGGUAUUGGGAUUUGAAGGAGUAUCAUGUGAAGAAGAAGACGAAGUAGACGACUAUAGUGGCGAACCAAGAAGGCGAGUAGAUGAUAAAGAAGAACCUAUAAAUCAGACGUACUAUGAUAAUAUGGAAUCAGGAUUUAACCAGACGUUCGAUUGGAGCUGGUUAGGGAAUGGAAGGAGAAGUGGAAUUUGCCAGAAUGACCAUGGUGGGCCACUUAUCACGUGGUCAGGAGCUCGAGAGAUUUUAAUAGGUGUGGCUUCAGUGUUCAAAGUGUCAGAGCAUUAUGACUGCAUGGGCCCCUACUUAUUUACGAGCACACUCUGUACUGGACUGUUCUUGGAUUGUAUAUUAACUUCCGAAAUAGCAACCAGUCCAAAUGAUACUGAAAAUACUGCUCGACGAGACUUAUGCGAUAGACCGUCAUAUGAAAAGGGAUAUGAGACAGUUGAAAGGCACAUAAAAUGGAAGGAUCAUCCUCCACCUGUCCAAACUGCUUAUAAUGGCAGAAUUGACAGAUCAAGAUCGGAGGCAAAAUCUGAUCCAAACGACGGCCGAACUAGUUUCGUAUCAAGCGAGAAUAACCAAGAAACGGGAACUGGAAAACAUCCAAUGAACAAAAUGUAUUUUAAUAUUAAUAAACCGUUGCGAGCAAGCGCACCAAAAGUAGACAAUCCAGUUGAAGAAAAGAAUAAGAAGCAAGAAAAUGAAAAAGCCGUUGCUGAUGAUGCUUCAGAUAUUAAUGAAAGAUAUCUAGCAGCACCAGUUAUUCCCGAAGCAGCUGCAUUACCACACAAUCAGAUACCUCCGCCUAAUAAGGCUGUAAAUGCCACUUUAAAUACACACGUCAAGUUUUCUACUAUUGAACCAGCCACUGCAAGAUUGCAACAAAAUGCUCAGGGUCACAUGUCACCACAAAAUGAAGGUAUACUUUUAAAUAAUGGUAUGUCAGCUAAUAAUGCUGGUAAUAAAGGUGUUAUAAAUAACAGAAUACCUAUAAUGAAUGGUAGGUCGACAAAUAUUGGUGGGCCCAUAAAUAACGGUAACCUUGGACAUAAUGGGAUGUAUGGAAGUAACGGAGCGCCUGGGAAUAAUAGAAUUGCUGGAAAUAACGGAAUGUCUACAAAUAAUGCAAUGUCUGGAAAUAACGGAAUACCUAGAAAUAACAGAGUGCAAGUAAAUAACGGUAUGCCUGGGAAUUACGGACUGAAUUUAAAUAAUGGUUUACCUGGAAAUAAUGGAAUACCUAGAAGUAACAGUAUGCAAAUGAAUAACGGAAUGCAUGUUAAUAACGGUAUGCCUGGAUAUAACAGAAUGCAAAUAAAUAAUGGAAUAAGGAAUGAAAUGCCUGGUAAUAACGGGUUGCCUAGAAAUAACGGAAUAACUCGAAGCAACCAAAUGCAAUUCAAUAACGGAAUGCCUGGAAAUAACCGAAUGCAAGUGAAUAACGGGAUGCCAAUAAAUAAUGCAUUCCCUGGAAAUAUUAGAACGAACGAUAGAGUGCCAGGAAAUUAUCAGUUACAAGGAAAUAAUAGAUUAGCAGUAAAUAAUAAUUUGCCUCAAAAUAAUGGAGCACAAACAAAUUUUCAAAACAAUGGUUAUCAAAGAAAUGUUGGACUAAACGCAUAUAACAAUAAUCAGUUGAAUACUCAAAACAAUGUACCACCAAAUGCUGAGCUGCAGAGUAAUUACAAAUUCAUAGCCGCUGAUAGACGGACAAGAAAUUUCAAAGAACCAGUAAUCGAUGGGCAUCCAUCAAACCAAAAUACUAGAAAACAAAAUAACCCUUUCAAUAAUAAUAACCCAGGAAAUCCAAUUAAUGAGAAAUAUCAGGUAUUUAGAACAAAUGGGAAUGAACCAGGUGUGCAAAAUGCGGUCAGUGAAAAAUAUCAAACUAAUUCAGCUUCAAAUGUAGAUCAGAUAAGUAAACCUAUACUGAGGUCACUGAAGCCUAUCCAAGCUCUCCCUAUAGUUUGAACGAAUUAACAGGAGUAUUGAUUUUUAGUGUCAAUCAAAUGCAAAAGUUGUUAGUGUCAUUCUUCUUUUGUCUAUUCUGUUUUUUUUUGGGUGAAUGUAUUGUUUUUAUUGUGUUUGUUCUGUUAAAUAUUGCUAUUAUCAGCAUAUUAGCAGAUAGAUUUAUGUAUAAGUAUGUAUAACAUUGUGUAAAAUUAGUAUCUAACUAACUUGAAUGACAUCUCUAUCGUUUCUACACACUAACAUACUUACAUACUAAAUUUAUUUAAAUGUUUUUCGGCUUACUCAUGUAAUUAUUUGACGAGGAACUCGACUAGUUUCCUACAGCGCAACAGUCGCCGCGUCGUGCAUGAAUUCUAGUCAAAUAAUUACGUGAAUAAGCCAAAAACAUAAUAAUUAAUCAAUGUACUCUUUCUUGAUGUGUCGU
This is a messenger RNA of Spodoptera frugiperda (fall armyworm), 3711 nucleotides long. RefSeq lists its product as uncharacterized. The transcript is spliced from 9 exons. Gene Ontology annotation, biological process: proteolysis. Gene Ontology annotation, molecular function: serine-type endopeptidase activity. Lineage: Eukaryota; Metazoa; Arthropoda; Insecta; Lepidoptera; Noctuidae. The record is from RefSeq and is a predicted model, not a curated record. The coding region runs from base 534 to 3287 and encodes 917 amino acids.